Molecule: messenger RNA, 2069 nt
Organism: Epinephelus lanceolatus (giant grouper)
Lineage: Eukaryota; Metazoa; Chordata; Actinopteri; Perciformes; Serranidae
Source: RefSeq, a predicted model, not a curated record
CUUCUCUUGAAUAGUCUUGUCCGCAUCCCGGGUGUCCACGUAUUUCUCAGUUAUUUUGACCAAGUUAAACUAUCCAGUUUUGCAUUUCAGAUAGCACUGCUACAUUUUACAACUGUCGGCAUCGUUUUAAGGACAGCAGACGUCCGUUUCCUCCAUUUAAAAAGCCGAGUAUCACAAACUCGCUGUGACAAUGUCGACUGCCGUGAACUUCCAUUCUCAGAUUGCCUCCAUCAUGGAGGUGCUUGCUAACGCAGCCGUCGCAGAAAUUUGUAAAGUUGUGGACGACGGAUACGCAGCGGUUCACGUGGAAAUGUCCCGGAGCCAGAAGGAGAACGAGUUCCUGCGCAGGAAAAUCAAACUGCUGGAGCUGCAGAUCGCCAGGUACCGGGCGGAGAGAGUCAAGGGGUCGGAGGGCUUCAUCGGCAGCCGCUUCCCCGGGGUCCGCCUGCUCAACCGGCAGAACAGAGACGCACUGGCGGCAGGCUCCUCUCUGCAAGGCAGGACCAGGUUUCUGAACCGAGACCCAGGGACUCAGCAGUCUGUGCAGAAAAUCCAACCUAUUAACCUGGACCAGGAUCCUGAUCAGGAGGUCGUUACCACAACCAAAACUGAGUCAGCAGAGCCUGCGGAGGAGGGGGAGCUGCUGAUCGUCAAGGUGGAGGGAACGAUGGAGAUCGGAUCCACUGACCCCGAGGUGCCGGCAGACGCCAGCCUCAGCAGCAGGGGAGAAGCCCAGACCACUGCAUCACUCCCCGCUGCCUCGACGGAAGCCAGCGACGGCCGGGCAGCCAGACACCGCAGCGAAACGGAGGGCCAGAGAUGUCUGAAAAACACAAGCAGUGCUCAGCGCAAGGAGGAAAAGAUGCAUGAAGUGCAAGGUGUUAUCCCAGAGAAACACAGUCCCUCCCAAACGCUGCUGGGAUGGCAGCAGAGCAGUGAGACUGGAGACGGGGAGCAGCCAUCUUGUUCCACACACACAGCAGAAACUGUAGCAGGAAACUCAUCAUUCAGCCAAUCCGCCUCUAGUUUCCUCACUCAGUGUGACGUGGUCCAGCCAAGCCCUGCAACUAAGCAUGAUGUUAUUGUGAUCAACUCACUUCCUCGUGCAGCGGAGGACAGCUGCAGCAGUGUGUCAUCUGGACAAGGUGGAGAUGACGGAGCUGAAGAAGUGACACCUCUCAUAGGUCAGGACGACACCAGUGUGAGAUCACAGUAUCAUCCGCUGCUGUGUAUUCAGAUCAAUGAGCAGCCCAGUGAAGCGAUGUUCGAAGGUAAUGCAGCCUACAGCCUUUCUACCUAUAACAAUCACCCGGCUGCCAUGGGAGCAGUGGACUCUCAGCAACAGCAAACCCAGCAUUCCUGGUCUGGAAUCCGGUCGAUGGAAAACUCCCACUUCUCCAGUCAAAACCACCUUUAUCAAGCACCCAGCAAUCAGAGCAAGGAGUCUGGAUCAGCACAGUCCCAGCAGCCCUGCCUUCCCUACGCCUGCAAAUUCUGUUCACGACGCUACGCCCACCAGUGCCAGCUGCGCAUCCAAGAGCGUGUCCACACUGGGGAGAAACCGUACCAGUGUGUCCAGUGCGGGAAGAGCUUCGGCCAGGUCUGCAGCCUCAAGCGCCACCAGAUGGUCCACACUGGGGAGAGGCCCUUCCCCUGCCCCCACUGUGGGAAGCAGUUCUCCACCUCUACCAACCUGAAGGUCCACCAGAGCGUCCACACCGGGGAAAAAAGGUUCCACUGCUCCAAGUGUGGCAAGAACUUUUCCUUCCUCAGCAACCUCAUCAGGCAUCAGGCUCUGCACCUGGCCAAGUAGAGCAGGUUACACAGGGAAGAUCUGCUUCAUAAUCACCCUGCGCUGUGUGUGUGCCUCAGGGGACAAAUUAACACUGUAUGACAUUAAGAUGUUCAGGUGUUCAUGAUAUUGUGUCCACCCCCUGUAGAUAGAACAAAUAUGUCUGGUCUUCAUUUCAGCAGCAUUUGAUCCUCAUUUCCUUCAACCUUUUUUCUUUGGAAAAUGUUUGGAAAGUCUUGUAUAGAAUUUGGUUAUUAAAAAGAUCUCUGACAGUUAA